AUGUGCCCACUAGACAUUGAGAAAAUAGAUAUGGAGAUUCUGAUAAUGGAAGUGGAAAAAAGGCCUUGUAUUUGGGAUGUAAGGACCGAGGAAUACAAGGACAGAAAUAAGAAGGUUGCAGCAUGGCAUGAAAUCUGCUGUGCAUUAUUCGAUGAUUUCGCAGAUCAUUCAAGCACAGAGAAAAAAUCCGUUGGAGUCCCCACGUUGGGCGUGAGGCACCUUCAGGCACUGCUGCUAUGUAUCGCACACGUGCUGGUCUUCUGCUUGCGGACCGACAUGUCGGUGGCGGUGGUUGUCAUGGCCAACAACACCGCUGGCAACCCUAACAUCAAGGGCUACAGUCUCGAGCAGGCUUUGGCAGAUUUACAGAAGAGUGAUAGUGAUAAUGAAUUAAUUUUUGGAAACGAGGAUGACAGUGAUGUUGAUGGAGAUAUGAUAGAUGAAGAUGACUACGGCUGGAGCCAAUCUGAGACGAGCACCAUCCUGAGCUCCUUCUUUUGGGGCUAUGUGGUGAUGCUGGCGCCUGCCGGGUGGGUGGCGGACAGGUUCGAUGCAAAGAACUUGUUGUCGGCCUCGCUCAUCCUCUCCGGUAUCCUCACCAUGAUCACAGAGGUGGCUGCAGACACUGGCGGUGUGGUGCUUGUCUGUGCAUUCAGAGUAGUCAUGGGUCUGUCUCAGGGUUUCGUAUACCCAUGCACACAUUCCUUGCUGGCAAAAUGGAUCCCACCCAAAGAAAAUUAUGUUUUGGGAACCGCUGUUUACACAGGUGAUCAACUGGGCACAGUAGUAGCAAUGGUGAUAUCAGGAGCAUUAGCUCAGAGCGCCGUUGGAUGGCCAUCUAUCUUCUACUUCUUUGGUGGACUUUCCAUUCUCUGGGGAGUGAUGAUAUUCUGGCUUGGAGGGAAUACCCCAUCUGGACACAAGCAUAUUUCCAGAGCAGAACUUACUUAUAUUGAAGAAUCUCGGAAGGAUGUCUCACGUGAAAGGAAGAACGGGCUACUUUCUGCACUGCCGUACGUCGUUAACUGUGUCCUAAGUCUUUCCUUCAGCUGGAUCGUCAACAGCGUACAGAAGAAGUUAAUAUUCAACAAGGGGGCCUUAAGGAAGGUGGCCAAUUCCAUUGCUUCCUGGCUCCCAGCUGCGACUUUAGUAGCCCUCAGCUUCAUUCCAGUAGAGGACCCAACGGCAGCUGUGAUCUUGCUGACUGUCGCCAUCGGUUUUAAUGGUAUGACCAUCAUGGGCUACCAGAUGAACCAUAUCGACAUCGCACCAAACUUCUCUGGCCUGAUGAUUGGUAUCUGUGGCAGUAUAGGGACACUGACGUCCAUCGCUGCACCUCUUUAUGUUGGGGCUGUAGGCAAGGAGAACAGUACUGCAACAUAUUUUGGUAUGCACCUUCAGGAAAGAGCAGCAGCAGCCGUCAAAGCUUCAUAA
This is a messenger RNA of Schistocerca cancellata (South American locust), 1434 nucleotides long. RefSeq names its product putative inorganic phosphate cotransporter. NCBI's taxonomy places the organism in Eukaryota, Metazoa, Arthropoda, Insecta, Orthoptera, Acrididae. The coding region runs from base 1 to 1434 and encodes 477 amino acids. Gene Ontology annotation, biological process: transmembrane transport; monoatomic anion transport. The transcript is spliced from 9 exons. The record is from RefSeq and is a predicted model, not a curated record. Gene Ontology annotation, molecular function: transmembrane transporter activity.